AUUCCAGAUAUUGCUGUAUUUUAUAUGUGCCUACCAGAACAUCUCUUGUGAUAUUCACUACUUGACUUCUGUGUUCAUGUCUAUUACCCCUGAGCACACCUGCAAACCCACGGGCCUAGUCAAACAGGCUAUCUCCCACAAUUACUCUACCUGGAAGUUGGAGGACAUCUUGGCCCUGUUGUCUCCAGGCCAGAAAGAUCACAUUACAGUGAAGCUGCAGGAUAGUGAGACCUGGGAGCUUUCAAGAUGCAGCAGGAUCUGGAGGGAGAACACAUCACAUUUUGACUACGAGUAGAGUGGCUAUAAGCGUGCCAUUCCUUGCUUGGACGGUUACGUAUAUGACCAGAGCAAGUGGAAAAGUUCUAUGGUGUCCAGGUGGAAUCUGGUCUGUGAGCAGAAGUGGUAUGCAAAGGCAAUUCAGCCCAUAUUCAUGCUAGGAAACCUGCUGGGAGCGAUUAUUUUUGGCUGCCUUUCUGACAGGCUGGGAAGACAACUGAUUCUGUGGUCCACAAGCAUAGGCAUGUUUUUGUCCGGAGUAUCAUCAGCCUUGAUGUUUGAUUAUUUCAGCUUCAUGGCCUCACGCUUUUUGCUUGCCAUGGCUGUAAGUGGCUAUCUUGUGGUGGUAUUUGUCUAUGUGAUGGAAUUCAUUGGCAUGAAGUCUCGGACGUGGGCAUCCAUCCAUAUGCACACGUUUUUUGGAAUUAGAACCAAGUUGGUGGCUUUGGUAAGCUACUUCAUCAGAACCUGGUGGCUUUAUCAGAUGACCUUUUCCACAGCAACUGUUCCCUUUAUCUUGUGCUGUUGGAUGCUCCCAGAGACACCUUUUUGGCUUCUCUCAUAAGGCAGGUAUAAAGAAGCACAGAGAGUAGUUGACACGAUGGCCGUGUGGAACAAGGCCAACUCCUGUAACCUGUCAGAACUGUUGUCGCUGGACGCAAAUGAUCCUGAUGGCAACAGCCGUACUUCAGUAAAGCACAGCCUAGUCAAUCUGUUUUAUGACAGGAGUGUCACAAUAAGGACAAUCAUCCUUUGGCUGAUUUGGUUGACGGGGAGUUUGGGAUUCUACACGUUCACCUUGGAUACUCUUAACAUAGGAAAACAUGAAUUCCUUCUCUACUUCCUACUGAGUGUCAUGGAUAUCCCCGCCUACUUCUUCGUGUGCGUUGGGUCCAUCUGGGUGGGGAGAAGAAUUACUCUGGCCUUCUCCCUUUUCUUUGUGUCGCUGACCUGUGGUGUGGUAGAGCGCCUGCCUACUAAGCACAAGAAUAGCCGUACUUUGAGUGUGAUAGUAAGUUUGGCUGUCAAAUUUGCCAUAGUGUCAGUGUUUGGCCUCGUUUAUCUUUACACAGGCGAGCUGUAUCCAACCAUUAUAAGGUUGACAGCUGUGGGAAGUGGCAACGUGGUGUCCCCUGUGGCCAGCAUCAUCAUCCCCUUCUCCAUGGAGCUCACCCAAAUAUGGGUCUUCCUACCACAGUCGUUAGUUGGAGUUCUGGCCUUUUUGAGUGGACUUCUGUCACUAACGCUUCCAGAAACCCGUGGGAAGCUGCUGGCAACUACUUGGAAAGAUAUGGUACCAGAAAACAAUAGCAGUUCGAACAAAUUGCUCCCCAUAGCUAAUAACAUUAAACUGGAAAAACUGGAAGUGGUUGAUCUGGAGGACUGUGGAGGGGCUGAACGUGCUGUCUAG
This is a messenger RNA of Castor canadensis (American beaver), 1687 nucleotides long. It is a transcript of the gene Slc22a16, whose product is annotated as solute carrier family 22 member 16. Gene Ontology annotation, biological process: transmembrane transport. Gene Ontology annotation, cellular component: membrane. The record is from RefSeq and is a predicted model, not a curated record. Gene Ontology annotation, molecular function: transmembrane transporter activity. Lineage: Eukaryota; Metazoa; Chordata; Mammalia; Rodentia; Castoridae.